UUUUCCGUUUUAGUGAGGAGUAGGUAGUCAACUACUACCGUCAGUGCAAAAAUAUCGACCUUAAUUAAUUUAUAAUUAUUGUGAAGCAUCUUUUAAUUUUUUGCGACUUAACCGAACAUCUAUUUUGAAACAUUGUAUUUCUGCCUAUAGAGACUACCCAUCUCUGUUGAAAAUGGAGAAGAAUGGAAAUCCGCCACCGUACGGGUGGAGCAACGGCCACAUGCAAGCUCCUCCCGCGGCUCCGCCGAGUUAUUCACAGGCUGUUGGGGGUGUGGGUCCUUCCAGUCCCUAUACUCCGCAAUAUCGAACUACCACGGAGCCCCAAAUAGUGACAACUGUGGUGCCCCUGGGGCCGCAAGCGACGCACAUGAUAUGCCCCAGCUGCCACGGAGAGAUCAACACGGCGACACGGACGAAACCAGGCCUCAUUGCAUAUAUAGCUGGUUCUAUUAUAUGUAUUUUAGGAUUCUUCUGCGGCUGCUGUUUAAUACCGUGCUGCAUAGAUAGUUGCAUGGACGUACAUCACAAGUGUCCGAACUGCGGGGCCUACCUCGGACGGUAUAGGCGAUAAUCAACGAUUGGACUAUCAUUUGACAAUAAUAACUGCCUUCCAGACUGAUCUAGUGCAGACGAAAACUUCAAUCCAGUAUUUGAUUUUAUUGUUUAUGAAACGUUUUUUGUUAAUAACGAUAUCACAACGAUAUGCACCGUUCCGACCGUAUUGGUUUCGUUGCCAUCAUUCGUAGGUUGUUUUAAGGUUAUUUUAUUCUUAUAUUUUUUUUUUUCUUUCUUUUUUAACUGAUGUAAAAUCAACAUGAAAUCAAAUCAAAAUUCUAGGUGUCGACAAUGUAUACUUCAUAUAAACUCAGUGUUGUUAUAAGUUGUUAUUUCAGUGGUGAAAAAUGAUAAUAGAAAUACGUAAUCCCAGUAAAUAAAAGUAGCUGACUACAUAGUUAUGGUUGUAUUGAUGUGGUUGCUAACUUAUGUGUAUUUUAACUAGAUUUAACCGUCUUUAUAUUACGUACAAACUAAAUAAUAAGUUACAUUUUUUUAUGAUUUUGAAUGAAUUACUCAUUUCAGUACACUUAUCUUUGCAAAUAUAUUUGUAAUAAAUGUAACAUAGCGGGGGAGACCUAGAGGGGAUUCUUAAAUUUACUCAAACGCGUCAAAUUAAUUUAAAGAAACCGAACCUAUUGAUAAGUACCUCCAGCCAGUAUGAGCAGUUAAUGUUACGGUGCUCAGGGAACCCUCCGGAAAUUAGGAGAAAAAAACAAAGUGAUCAUUCCUAAAGUUACGCUCAAAUCGUCAAAUUAGCCAAAAUUUAUACUUCUUUUAUUGUAAUUUAAUUUUUAAUUUUUAAUUAAAUUCAAUAUUAUAUAUUCAAUAGCAUAUUUUUUUUUUUAAUUUUCACAGUUCAUAACAAUGAAAUCACCAUUUAAAUCUUCAGAUUAAUGUAUAUUUUAUUUCCGUGGCAUCCUGGAGCUUAAUAAAUAGAGCAAUGGGUUCUUUUUUAAUUAAAAUAUCAAAAGCGGUCCUCCACCUUUAAAAGUGGUAAUUUGAUAGGACCUCUUUUCUUGCUAUCGUCUAAACUGCUUGGUAUCCGUGAGACUCGAUGUAAUCCACAUUUAGCAUCAUGGCCUCCCCUGCUAAUAUUAUAUACUAAUUAGUCAUUACCUACAUGUAUUCUAUAGCGUCAUUUAUUGAAUGAAAUUUAAAAAACUUUAUUGUACACAUGUAUUCAUACAUAUAUCUUAGAAUUUAUAGUAGAUUUAUAUUGACUAAUUUCCAAUGAUAUUGUUAAAAGUUGUGAAUUUUAAAGCCUAAUUUUGAGGUUUUCGUUCAUCUUUUUGCGUUUGAAAAUUGUCUCAUUCUAAAAUGUUGUAAGCGCAAGAUUGUGUAAAAAGUUUAGAAAAAAGACCUGACAAAUAACAAUUCACUUUUGACACCCAAGCCCAACUUUGUGAAAUAUUGUCAAACGCAAGUGAUAUCGAAUAUCUUUAACUUUAUUAAGUUAUAAUAUAUUGUUUUAAUUUUUCUACAUGAAAAUGAAAUUAACAUAAACAAUGAUUUCAGUCAGAUGGACCAGCCUUGCUGCACAACUUACGAUCUAGAAGUCGAAAAUCUUUAAUUGUUUGUAACUUUUGCAAUUUUAUGUGCAUAUACACGUUUAUAGAACAUUUUUCUAGGUGUCAUACCGGACCCAAUGAGCCAUCACACAUAAUUUUAAGAGUAAUCUGUCUUUUAAGACCAUUUUUAUUUUUUGCGUGUGUGCAGGUGUGAGUAGAGUUCCGUAGGUUUUAUAUUAGCGCGAUACGAAUGAGACUUAGUGCCACCUAUCAGCAUUUCUAUCGAGUUGUUAGAAAUUUUGGAGUAAAGUGCAGUUAUUGUUCGAUUAUUUCUCAUGAAUAAGUUUGUUUAAAUGUCUUAUUUAAUACUCACAGUCAAAUCGUAGAAUAAUACCUUUUAUCCGAUGUCUAUUCGCUAAAACGUCGCAGUUGUAAUUUUAGUUUAGGAAAUAUAUUAUUUUCAUUUACUUCAUUAUUAGUGAAUACGUUGCAGGUUAUUUUGUUAUCAUGCCAAUCGAAUCUCUUACAAAACGAUCAGUGACUAUUUUUAUAAGCAUAAUAAUUACCUAUACCACACUCUUGGAGGCCUGUGUCCCAGCAGUGGGAACGUGUAUAGGCUGAUAAUGAUGAUACCACACUCAUGAUUUUACUAUUAUUUUUAUUUUAUUAUUUUAUACUCUACAGAAACCCGUCAUAGUUUUAAGUAAUUUUUCUAACAAUCUCAUAGUAUAUAACUUAUAUUUUUUACUUAGUUUUUAAGUUCGAAGCCUACUAAAAUUAACUGCUUAAAACUGAUUUUAAAUAAUCUACCUACUUACAUAUUUGUAAUAAGAUUUAUUUUUGAUGUUACAUAUUUACAACCAAUGGUAUUUACUACAUCACAAAAUUAUCAUUGAUUAAAACGAUGUUUAAAGUGUAACAA
Molecule: messenger RNA, 2988 nt
Organism: Zerene cesonia (dogface butterfly)
Lineage: Eukaryota; Metazoa; Arthropoda; Insecta; Lepidoptera; Pieridae
Product: LITAF domain-containing protein
Exons: 4
Coding region: 173-571 (132 amino acids)
Molecular function (GO): zinc ion binding
Source: RefSeq, a predicted model, not a curated record